AUGAUAUCGGUUGCAUACGUGAAUGGAAAUUCUACCACCGAUCCCCUUUUAACACUUCUUCCAGAUAACCUUUCCGGGCCGUGGAUCGAGAUUUCGAAGCACUUUGAUUUCGAGCCCGUUUUAAAUUAUGCAUCGAGCGUUCAAUUCAAUUGGCAUUCUCCCACCAAAAAGGACAUAAAUUCUGUCAAGCUUGAAGAUAUUGAGAUAUGCUCGACAAUUACCGGAUCUUUGACUGAAGUGUGGUUUUAUCAAGUAUCUCUCGCCAUAGAGCUGGAAUCUAUAAGAAUCGUUCCAAUCAUCAAAAAUAUUUUUUCCAUUUUGAAUUCAAAUCACAAUGAGGCCAAGGAAAAAAUAGAAGUGCAGCUUGGAAAUCUGCUGAAUUCUUUAAAGGAAAUCGGAAUGCUUCUUGAACGCAUCCACGAGCACUGCGUGCCCAGCGUCUUUUAUAAUGGCCUUCGUCCAUACUUGUCUGGUUGGAAUACGCCCGGUUUUGACAAAAUGGGCGGGCUGAAGUUUGGUUCUGCCCCAGAUGCUCCAAUUUACACCAGCACGGGAGGCUCUGCCGCCCAAUCUCCACUCAUUCAAGUAUUGGAUGCUUUGUUUGGUGUUCGGCAUCUUCCUAAUCCAGAUGGAUCCCCCAAUUACUUGUAUCUGAUCAGAAAAUACAUGCCCAAGGCCGAUCGCGACCUUAUUUUGUGGGUUGAGAGUUGGGGCGAGGGGUUUAAAGACUUUUGCGUGGAGAACCAAAUUUAUCAUCCCUUCAUUGAUUGUCUUUCUCAGAUGAUUUCCAAUCGACAAUUGCAUGGCGGCAUUGUGUGGAAGUUUAUCAAGCAGGAAGCGAUGAAGCUCAAAAAGGACACUGAAGCCGUUGGAACAGGCGGAACGCCGUAUGAGAAAUUUCUCAAGUCAAUCAUUGGAAGCACUCAGAUGCUCAAGGAUGCUUUUCAAAAGAAAUUCGCAAUUUUGCAUAAUUAA
Mitosporidium daphniae is the source of this 975-nucleotide messenger RNA. RefSeq names its product indoleamine 2,3-dioxygenase 1. Gene Ontology annotation, cellular component: cytoplasm. Lineage: Eukaryota; Fungi; Microsporidia. The transcript has 3 exons. Bases 1 to 975 code for a protein of 324 amino acids. The record is from RefSeq and is a predicted model, not a curated record. Gene Ontology annotation, biological process: 'de novo' NAD+ biosynthetic process from L-tryptophan. Gene Ontology annotation, molecular function: indoleamine 2,3-dioxygenase activity; heme binding; metal ion binding.